GGCCAGGAAAGCCAGAAACCAAAAGGGUUCCAGCAAGGUCCAGUGGCUUUUUGUUCUUCUCCAAGCUUUUUUUGUGUUGUUGUUUUGCUGGUUCUAGGUUAAGUUAGGUAGGGUUCAAGUUAGCACAUGUCCCCAUAUUAUCUAUUAUAUGGGUACUGCAUGCAGAGAUGCAAGCAGGUACAGAUUACAGGUGGAGUUGCAGCUUAGAGCUCUGCUUCUUUCUGGCAGUGUGCUUUGUGCCUUGUGCCCGAGGUUGGUUUUGACGAGGUACCAUCACAUUUCAACGGAGAGCUCAGCACACAACUCAACCGAGCUCAUCUCAACGGAUCCCAACCUCUUUUGUGACAGUCCGGGUUCGGGUCUUUUCCUCGUCUCAGCCUUGGCCUUGAAGGUCAACCACUUCCUUCUUUGGCAGCAAAGCCAGAAUGUCCGACCUGCUGUACGGAGUCUCCUUCACAGAUCUGUCAUCCACGAACCUGAAUUCGAAGAGUGUCUCAAAUUCCUCCGCUCUUGUCCAGUGCCAAGCUGGUCAAGGCAAGACUUUGUCAAGACUAACUCCAGAGUACAGAAGUCUUACCUCACGCGGAUGACAAAGUCGAGUCAAGGCUUUUUCUUGUCUCGUACAUACUCCGUACAUACAUACAUAGUUCCGAUCUGCAAGCGAACCAAGCCUCCACUAUCUAAUCUGUGACCAAUUUGACAUCCAACUCCACCCAUUGAGAAUUGCCCUUUCCUCAUUCAAAUCAAAGCAACCCAACUAAGUUAUCAAACCCCAUCCCAUCCCAUCCCAUUCCCACCCCGUCCCCAUUCCAUCCUACCUCGUCGACUGAACCUAAACGUCGACCUGACUUGCGUCUAAUCCUCUGCUGUGAUUGACUGUGACCCGGCCUUCUUUUACUUCAUUUUACUUUUGCG
Molecule: messenger RNA, 915 nt
Organism: Truncatella angustata
Lineage: Eukaryota; Fungi; Ascomycota; Sordariomycetes; Amphisphaeriales; Sporocadaceae
Exons: 2
Coding region: 149-691 (180 amino acids)
Source: RefSeq, a predicted model, not a curated record